UUGUAGUUUCCAUGGAUAUAAUUACGAGCCAUUACUUUGGGAGCAACCGAUGCAAACAUAGCCUGAAACAAUUCCCCUCCAUGCCGUGCAGACCAGGCGUUCCAAAAGGUCAGACUCUCAUGUAAUAGGAGUUUCCCAAGUCGUUGCUGUUGCUCGCUAUGCCCACGAGAUGGAGGUGAGGGUGCAGGCAGGGUGUGCACGUGAAAACGCCCUUACACGGACGGCGCAGCGUUCCCCGGGACUUGAGGAGGCAUUUGCCAUCUGCUGCCCGAUGGUGAUCCAGCCGCCGAGCAACUGCUCUGCAGUGCGCUUUGGAAAACCGGUAGCUAAAAACAGCCCUUGGAACAUCACUGAGAGGAAGUGGGAAGGAUAAGGCCACUGCUAGAGGCAUGAUGCACGCACAAAGUCCCCCCCAGGACUCUUGCAGCAUUGAAAAAAUGACACAAAAGAAGAAGGGCACCUCGCAGUAAUUUACUAUGCUCUGCUACCAUGAGUAAAUCAGUCUUCCAAAACACAGAAGUCUGAGUCUGAGAUGGAGGAAACAGGCUGAGGCUGAAGGACACUUAGAACCAGCUCCAAAGAUGUGCGAAAAGCAGAUGUAAAACAGCCCAGUCAGAAGCUCUGCUGCACACAGCAACUAUCUGCAACACACCAAUGAUGCUCUUGCCACCAUAUUACCAUGCUGAGUGGCUCCACUGCUAAAGAACGACAGAGGAUGACCUUCCAAAACUUGAGUAAAAGCAGCCAGACCCACCACUGGACCCCAUCCAUACUGCACCUCCGCGGCCUUUCCCUUCAUCACAGUCAUGCAGUAACUUGCUGUGCUGUGAGCAGCUUGUAAUUCAAACUGAAAAAACAAGAAUUCGGAGAAUGUGAACCUCAGUGCUUCCAAUUUUCAUGGCUCAGGCCAUGUUUUCCACCUCUGUCCUUUAGUGCUAAGCUCUGUCGCUCAAGAGGAGGUGGCUGAAGCACCCAUUCUACAGGGAUAUACGAGGGGAAAAGAGAGUAGGCUGGAAGGGAAAUGGGUUUUAAGAGGGUUUUAUUUGGCUUUUUAAUAUGCCGAGAGUCCUUGAAGCAGUAGGAUAAGAAUCACCUUCCCCCCAUUCUUGAAGAUCAAAUCCCCACUGUCGGAUCAGAGCCAGACAUAAAAGUCACUCUGCUUGUACUCUGUGCAACUUCUGCUACAGAUUUUAUCUUCUCUUAGUAACAUUAUGCAAUAGUCCAGAAAGCAGGAAGCAAAUAUCAAUACCAUUUCCUCUACGUUGACCAACUCACUGCACAGGAAGAAGCUUCUUGAUGUGAAUAACCAUCAAGGUGUAGCCACAGUCAGGGGUCUGUAUGAGCACAGGAAGAGCAGCGGCUCUAAGUGCUGCAGAUCCUUAGCAGGGGAAGAUGGGGAUCUCACAUCAAGCUGGACGGUGCAAGAAGCCUGCAUCAGCCAUGAACACGAGCACACAAGAGAACUCCAAGGCCAUACGUGGCAUCCUUGGGCACCUUUUCAUACCUCCCUCUCUUUCCUUGUCUCCUCCAGGAAUUAACAGAGUGUCAGCAGAUCUGGGUCACAGCACUGUGAUGACCUGCCCUAACAAAACAAAUAUAAUUAUGGUAACAUGGAAAAUAAGCCCCAAGACUGGAGGCCAAUGCAUCUUGGCAUACUUGAUUGAUAAGAACAAGACAGAAAAAACCAACUGCAGUGACAGAAUAAACUGGAGAUCCAGACCAGACUGGGAUCAUGCACUUGAGAUCCAGCAAGUAGUAAUGGCUGAUGAGGGAAAUUACACCUGCGAAGUGGUAAAUGUGGAUGCAAAUUUCCACAGCCUGUAUCACCUGACUGUGCUAGUUUCCCCAAGAAUGGCUCUGUACUGCGAUGACCACGGGAACCCUGUGUGUGAGGCAGAGACAUUGAAGCCGGCUGCUGAGAUCUCGUGGGUCCCAGAGAGCAACUCCACACUCAGAACAGACAGUCAGGAUAACGGGACAGUGACAGUUCUCAGCAGGUUUGCAGCACAUAGCACCAGCGGGAGGAAUCCUACCUGCAUUGUGUCCCACGUAACUCUGAACGAGGCCAAGUCCAUAGACUGCUCCUCACGUAAGCUUCUUGUGUGCUCAGUUUCCUGUUUAGCCCUCUGUUCUUGCACUAAGACAUCAGUGGCAUGA
Phasianus colchicus (ring-necked pheasant) is the source of this 2157-nucleotide messenger RNA. The record is from RefSeq and is a predicted model, not a curated record. Lineage: Eukaryota; Metazoa; Chordata; Aves; Galliformes; Phasianidae.